CCACUAAAGUUAAAACCAACACAAUACACAUGUUUUUUUAAAAAGAUAAAUAUUAGUGUCUUUUCAAAAUGAGUACUAAAUGCAUUGAUAUUGGUUUUGUUGAAGAAAAAUCUAAUUGGCUUCUACACCCAAGAUUUUUUCCAAGUAAAGUUGGUGGAAAACCAGCUUGGUUAGAUCUAAAAAAUAUUCCUAAUCCUACAGAAUUGUUCUGUAAAAAAUGCAACGACCCGCUCACUUUCUUAUGUCAAGUGUAUGCACCUUAUGAAGAUAGUAACAAUUGUUUUCACCGAACCAUAUUUCUAUUCAUUUGUAGAAAUAGUUCUUGCUGCCAAACAAAUUUAACGGAUAAUUUUUUAGUAUUGCGUUGUCAGCUGCCUCGUAAAAAUGAGUAUUACUCUUUUGAACCAUAUGAAGAAAAUGAAAAUGAGAACUUUCCAAUGGAUAAAUGGGCAAAAUUAUGCAAUCUCUGUGGUUUAAAAGCACCGUCUCAUUGCUCCAAAUGUAAAAAAAUAUUUUAUUGCAGUCGUAAACACCAAAUUAUGGACUGGCAAAAGGGACACAAAGACAUUUGCAAUGAUACACAAAAAGUAAAUGAAUAUAGCUCCAAUUGCUUUGUUGUAACAGAAGCUGGAAAAUCAAUAUUGUUCAAGGAAUGGGAAUUACUUGUAGAUGAAGAGGAUGAGGAAGAAGCGGGUAAUAUUGAUCCAAAUCAAGAAAUGGAAAAAUUAAACAAAAUGAUGGAAGAAAAAAAAGCUGGUACUAUGAGUAAUAUUAGUGAGAGUGAACUUGAACAAUAUGCUGGAACAUUACCCGAAGAUAAGGUUUUUAGCAAAUUUACUAAAAGGAUAGCUCGACAUCCAGACCAAGUAUUAAGGUAUGAUAGAGGUGGCAUACCUCUAUGGAUAACUGGAAAUACAGAAAACAGCCUAAUCAAUAUUCCUAAUUGCCAGUACUGCAAUAGUGAAAGACAAUUUGAAUUUCAAAUAAUGCCUCAAUUGUUAAACUUCCUAAAUGUUGGUAUAGAAUUUAACAGCAUAGACUGGGGUGUGCUAGCUAUAUACACAUGUAAAGCAAGCUGUGAUGCUGGACCAGUAUAUAAGGAAGAAUUUCUAAUAAAACAAGACUUGACUAAAUAAAUAAUCUAAUAAAUCUA
Vanessa tameamea is the source of this 1153-nucleotide messenger RNA. It is a transcript of the gene Zfrp8, whose product is annotated as programmed cell death protein 2. Gene Ontology annotation, cellular component: cytoplasm; nucleus. The coding region runs from base 69 to 1136 and encodes 355 amino acids. Lineage: Eukaryota; Metazoa; Arthropoda; Insecta; Lepidoptera; Nymphalidae. The transcript has 6 exons. The record is from RefSeq and is a predicted model, not a curated record.